AUGUCAAGUACCAAUAUAGAUGUAGUGACACAAGAUGUGGCUGCAGAAGAACAAAAACAAAAACCUCCGGUGGAAGCAACUGCUAAUUUUAUUCCAGAUGAGUCUGCUUCGAUUGAAAAUAGCAACAAAUUGAGUGUGAAGAAUGUUUAUUGGCAAUACUUUACUCGAUUUCAAGAGGAAAAAGAAUGGAAGGCAAAAUGUAACCAUUGCAAAUCUGUUCUUGGAGCCAAUCCAAGAAAUGAAACUACAAAUUUGAAGAAUCACAUGCUCCACUAUUGUAAAAUGAUCAAAUUAGCAAAUUCUAGGUGUAUUGCCAAGGUCAUAUGUAUGCAUGAGUACCCUUUAUCUUUUGUGAAACAUGUUGGAAUGAAGGAAGUAUAUGCAUCAAUGCAACCAACUUUUAAGGUGCCUAGUCAAAACACAAUCAAGAAGGACAUUAUUAAAAUGUAUGAGUUGGAGAAGCUUAAUAUGACUAAGCUAAUGGAUGUAAAUGAUAGUCGAGUAGCAGUUACAACCGACAUGUGA
This is a messenger RNA of Arachis stenosperma, 525 nucleotides long. Its product is annotated as zinc finger BED domain-containing protein RICESLEEPER 3-like. Lineage: Eukaryota; Viridiplantae; Streptophyta; Magnoliopsida; Fabales; Fabaceae. The transcript has 2 exons. The record is from RefSeq and is a predicted model, not a curated record. Gene Ontology annotation, molecular function: DNA binding. Bases 1 to 525 code for a protein of 174 amino acids.